Messenger RNA from Oncorhynchus keta (chum salmon), 4601 nucleotides. RefSeq names its product matrix metallopeptidase 16b (membrane-inserted) (gene mmp16b). NCBI's taxonomy places the organism in Eukaryota, Metazoa, Chordata, Actinopteri, Salmoniformes, Salmonidae. Gene Ontology annotation, molecular function: zinc ion binding; metalloendopeptidase activity. The transcript has 12 exons. Gene Ontology annotation, biological process: proteolysis; collagen catabolic process; skeletal system development. The record is from RefSeq and is a predicted model, not a curated record. Bases 304 to 2190 code for a protein of 628 amino acids. Gene Ontology annotation, cellular component: extracellular matrix.
GGGUAUGCUUACUGUACAUGGCCAUUGAUGCCUCUGGAUAAACUAAAUCAGCUAUGUAAAUAAUAGUGACUGGGGCGGUGGAGCUAACAUGCCGAAUUCUAUCACAGCCUAACAUGAGAAAAUAAUACAUGUCAUCUGGGUUUACUUUAUCCGGUUGACAAAACCACCGCGGUCGUCCUUUUAUGCACGUCUCGGAAUUUGGCUUUGACAGCUCGCCCGAUGGUUUUCUUCAUUUGACGCACGAAUAAAAAUCAGACGACGGGCGGUUUUUCCUAAUAACCCAUUUGGGAAAAACGGGUCAUUAUGACCUUAGUAUCCCCCUCUAAAAGAAAACCAUUGGAUUGCCUUUACGCAACAGCGUUCUGCUUGCAUUUCUUGCUGUGGAUUUUAUGCGCCGCGUCCGGAGAAGAGAUUCGUCAAUUCAGCGUUGAGGGAUGGCUACAGAAGUAUGGCUACCUUCCCCACACAGACCCCAGAAUGGCUAUCCUGCGUUCAGCCCAGACCAUGCAACAAGCCAUCGCAGCCAUGCAGCGCAUCUACGGCCUCAAUGUUACAGGGACACUGGAUGAGAGGACCACAGAUGAUAUCACACUAAGUUGGAUGAAAAGGCCGAGGUGUGGGAAUCCAGACAAACUAAAAGGCAACUCGAGGUCGCGGAAGCGGAGGUAUGCACUGACGGGGCAGAAGUGGCAACGAACACAUAUCACUUACAGCAUAAAGAACGUCACUCCCAAAGUGGGCACCAGGGAGACCCACGAUGCCAUCCGGCGUGCGUUUGAUGUGUGGCAAGGGGUGACGCCGCUCCGCUUCGAGGCUGUCCCUUACAGUGCCCUGGAGAGCGGCCGGCGGGACGUGGACAUCACCAUCAUCUUCGCCUCAGGUUUCCACGGUGACAGCUCACCCUUCGACGGCGAGGGGGGGUUCCUAGCCCACGCCUACUUCCCGGGCCCUGGGAUUGGAGGGGACACCCACUUCGACUCAGACGAACCCUGGACCUUAGGGAACCCCAACCAUGACGGUAAUGACCUGUUCCUGGUGGCAGUCCAUGAGCUGGGUCAUGCCCUUGGCCUAGAGCACUCCAACGACCCCACAGCCAUCAUGGCUCCCUUCUAUCAGUACAUGGACACAGAGAACUUUAAACUACCUCACGAUGACCUUCAGGGCAUCCAGAAAAUCUAUGGUACUGUGUCUAUCUAUGGUCCGCCAGACAGGUCCUCCCAGCCCACCAGAGCCCCACCCACGGCACCUCCCCCGCGCUUCCACCCCCCCUCGGAACCCCGUAAGCACGACCGCCAGGUCCGGCCCCACCGCCCUCCUCAGGGCGCAAAACCCUCCAACCCCAACGCCAAUCCCAACAUCUGUGACGGAGGCUUCAACACCCUGGCCAUCCUCAGACAGGAGCUGUUUGUAUUCAAGGACCAGUGGUUCUGGAGAGUGAGGGACAACUCGGUGGUCCCUGGCUACCCUAUGGAGAUCAACUUCUUCUGGAGAGGCCUGCCCGCCAAGAUCGACGCCGUCUACGAAAACAGCGAGGGGAAGUUUGUCUUCUUCAAAGGAAACCGGUUCUGGGUGUUCAAGGACACUACUUUGCAGCCCACCUACCCUCAGGACAUCUCUCUGUUUGGGAGUGGGAUGCCCACCCAGAGUAUAGAGACUGCUGUAUGGUGGGAGGACGUAGCCAAGACAUAUUUCUUCAAGGGAGACAGAUAUUGGAGGUACAAUGAAGACAUGAGAAACAUGGACCCUGGUUACCCCAAACCCAUCACAGUGUGGAAGGGCAUCCCUGACUCUCCUCAGGGAGCGUUUGUGGACAAGGCCAACGGAUUCACCUACUUCUACAAGGGGAAGGAGUACUGGAAGUUCAACAACCAGCGGCUGCGUGUGGAGCCGGGCUACCCCCGCUCCAUCCUGAGGGACUUCAUGGGCUGUGACGGCCUACCAGCUGACCCCGACUGGGACUGGAGCCCUCCGGAGGUGGAGGAGCGCCACUACGACAGCAGCAGUGGUGACGUGGACAUCAUCAUCAAGCUGGACAGCACGGGGGGCACGGAGAAGGCCGUGGCUAUCGCCAUCCCCUGUAUCCUGGCGCUGUGCAUGAUGGUCCUGCUCUACACCGUGUUCCAGUUCAGGAGGAAGAGCACGCAGAGACACAUACUGUACUGCAAGCGCUCCAUGCAGGAGUGGGUCUGAUCUAAACCAGAGAGGGGACUGGAACUGUAGAAGUGUAUGGAACUCCCACUAGGCACUGUAGGGACGAGUUAUCAAACUCCUAUUGUUCUGUAGUUGUUGAACUAAGCCCUUCUGUGGAUGGACAGUAUAUACAGUACAGUAGAGGAGUCCUCCUAACAUGGUCAAAACAGUGCUUUGCCCUCUUUGUGACAUGCAAGAUGGAGUGAAGCUAGCCCUCUCAUUCAACACUAUGAGGGACUGUGGCUGCCAAUUCCAACUGAGAGGCAUUUGCUUUAACUCUAGACUAUCUUUGUGUACACUCAGUAGUUAUUGGAGAAAGAGGAAAGCUGUGUGGGACCUAUGUCUAUCUCUGUCUCUGCACGCCCCUAACAAGCCCUUACUAACUACAGUACAGUGGACCAUUUAGUAAUAGGAUACUACUUUUUAUUUUCGUGUCCUAGUAAAGUUCAAGUUGCCCAGACUCUGCUUUUUGAUUGAAUUAUCUUUAAAAGAUUAGUACUUGUGAGGUGGACUGUCUGAUACCCAAACCAAAUAUGACCUUUGACCUAUCUUCCUUUCCCAGAAAGGAUUAUGACUCUGGAUUCUUUGUUGGGAUGUUUAAUUCUAAUCCAUGGAUCUAACAUCAUUGUGACAUUCCAUCACACUCACGUUUUCUUUGACCAUGUCUUUUCCAUAUAUGCCUGUGACCAACUGUCUGGUCUGGUGUGCUCUGCUCUGGUGUGCUCUGCUCUGGUCUAGUGUGCUCUGGUCUGGUCUGGUGUGCUCUGCUCUGCUCUGGUGUGCUCUGCUCUGGUCUGGUGUGCUCUGCUCUGGUCUGGUGUGCUCUGCUCUGGUCUGGUGUGCUCUGGUCUGGUCUGGUGUGCUCUGGUCUGGUCUGGUGUGCUCUGCUCUGGUCUGGUGUGCUCUGGUCUGGUCUGGUGUGCUCUGCUCUGGUCUGGUAUGCUCUGCUCUCUGUCAAGUUUCAUGUUUUAUUUGUCACAUGCACAAUUACAGUGAAAUGCAUAAAUUGCAAGCCAAUACAUUUAAGAGCACACAAAGACAUUUAGGAGCACACAAAGACAUUUAGGAGCACACAAAGACAUUUAGGAGCUCACAAAGAUUUUUAGGAGCUCACAAAGACAUUUAGGAGCUCACAAAGACAUUUAGGAGUUCACAAGGACAUUUAGGAGCACACAAAGACAUUUAGGAGCACACAAAGACAUUUAGGAGCACACAAAGCCAUUUAGGAGCACAAUAAAAAAUAUUUUCGGUAACAAGCCGUUUUCUUUUUAGUAAUGGUGCAAGCAUGAUGGUCAUGAAUCUGGUCUCAGUGUGUUCUAUAUGGCACUCAGGGCCUGUGGUGCAGUGAAGUAAUCAUUGCAACAAUUAUCAUCUGGGUGAUUUGUUUCUAGGUGCACUGGUGCUCCUCAAUUAAAAUUCCAGGUCGCACAACCAAAUAUUUAGGCGUAUAUGCGAGUAAAAUGGUCGCACUGUAGAGCUCUGUUAUAUCACGUUCCUCUCGACGUGUGUGAAAUGACUCAGUAUGUGAGAUUCCCGGUGAAUGUGAAAACAUGUAUUAGCAUUUUUAGGGACUGAGUUUGCCAUGUUUGUGGUAAAACAUUUUUUUUUUUACUUAAAAAGGAUAUGGUCACUUAUGAAAUCAGGAUGUUGAACUCUAUAUCAACAGCUACAUCAAUAAUAUAUCUUAACCCUUCAAAAUCAUUAUCAAACCGUAAGACUAAUGUGUAAUAACAUGUUAUAACUAUCUUAUAAGAACCUCAGUUAAUUUCUCAUUAUUGUUCUCCAUGGAUUGUUUAAAAGGGUCAUAACGAAUUGCUAUUCAUGAACUAAAGUACUCAUGGUAAUUGUAGUUUUGUAUUUGAUUUACAUGGCAGAGACAUCAUUUUUUUUCUAAACCAUGUUAAAUGUUCUGCUCCCCAGUCCUAUCCUCAUUUGCAGGCCAUUAAAUAUUAUGUUCACAUUGGCAGAGACGUUCUAAAGAGAUAUCUUUACUUUCUUCAAACAUGCAGUUUCUGUUGUUAUUGCAUUCUCAUAUGAUUUCAGCUGGAAGAAGAAAGCUUGCCUGCCUUCCAUGUUGUCCUACAUGUCUUAAUGGUAAGUGUGCUUGUGUUGAGGGUCUGAAAGACAGGUCUGAAAGCAUGGCAGGGUUGGGGUCAAGUCCAUGUCAAUUCCUGAAGUAUGCUGAAAUUUAAAUUCCAAUUUUCAUCAACGAGAAUUUGGAAGUCAGUGUACUUCCUGAAUGGACUGAAUUAAAUUGAAAUAGAACCCAACUCUGAAGCAGAGCCAGGCUAGUUCAGUCAAUACUGUAUUUAGUGGUGUAUUUAUUCCUCUGUGCUCAUCAGCACCUUAAUCUCGUUGCAUUGUUCUGAGGGCAAGAUAAAGUCUGUCAAUAAAAUGGAUUUUAAAAAGCA